This is a messenger RNA of Darwinula stevensoni, 603 nucleotides long. The record is from the annotation of a GenBank genome assembly. NCBI's taxonomy places the organism in Eukaryota, Metazoa, Arthropoda, Ostracoda, Podocopida, Darwinulidae.
ACUUUUUUUUUGCCUUGCAGGUGUUAUGAAUCUUAGUUUCUUUGAUAGCAGCAACUUGUAGGCCUCACAACCUACCAAUAUCACACUGAUCUUCUUGUGCAUCAAGAUUUGAGUCAUCAUGUCUUCCACAUCCCAAAAACAUCGCAACUUCAUCUCAGAGCCCAUGGGUGAAAAGCUUGUGACUGAUCUGGCAGGGAUAGGAGAAGUUCUUGGGAAGCGACUGACUGGCAAAGGCUUUGAUAAGGCCUAUGUGGUACUGGGGCAAUUUCUAGUUUUGAAGAAAAACCAGGAAUUAUUUGAGGAAUGGCUCAAGGACACCAGUGGAGCAAAUUCAAAGCAAGCACAUGAUUGCUAUCAGUGUCUGUCUGAUUGGUGUGAGCAAUUCCUGUGAACUUUCAUCAAACAGCUUGCAUCACCUCUUGGAUGUGUGAUUUUUAUUCCCACUCUUUAAAUUCAUUACAUGGCAAGCAGAGGUCAUUGGUGAUGUGUCCCAAUAUGCUGUCAGUUUUGUUCUAGGCUGGCAUUCCUCUAUUUUAUACUAUCACUCAUUGUCAUAACUGGACCUUUAAUAUCUGAAUAAAAGUGAUUUCAUUACUGCUGUCA